Molecule: messenger RNA, 9610 nt
Organism: Aedes albopictus (Asian tiger mosquito)
Lineage: Eukaryota; Metazoa; Arthropoda; Insecta; Diptera; Culicidae
Exons: 4
Coding region: 5983-9408 (1141 amino acids)
Biological process (GO): proteolysis; DNA integration
Molecular function (GO): nucleic acid binding; aspartic-type endopeptidase activity; zinc ion binding
Source: RefSeq, a predicted model, not a curated record
CGGGCUUAAUUGUGGAAAAGGAAAGAACAACACAACACAUUGCCAGAAAAAACCUAAGACUCGAGUAAAAUUACAAUUUAUGCACAAAAUUUCCUUACAUAUUUACGGUGGCAUUUAUUUAGCGUGUAAAUGUUGGUGCGUUCCAUACUUUUAACGUAGGGUUGCUAACCUUCAUGCCAGUAGCUCUCGUGAGUGGAAACUCAAUCUGUCUCUCUCCAACUGUCAUUCUCUAGCAAGUAGAAAUGAGACAGCAAGGCACAUCAGAUGCAGCGCAGAAAGCUGAGGUGCGGCUGUAGAGCGAAAAAAUUGUUUCCGUACGACGACGCUAGCGUGUGCAACGACAAAGGUUCUAGCAGGUUUUUGUUUGUGCGUGAAAAUUACUUGAUUAACCGCGGUGAAGUUUUCCUUCCGGUUGAGUAUUACGUGAAAUGAGUGGUCAUUGGCGAGAAAGUGACCGUUCAUCGUCGGACGAUUCGGAUGCGGAGGACAGGAAAAUUUACGUGCCACUACGCGAUACGACGACCACGGCUCGAAGCCUAUCGCAGCCGAAAUCGGAGUGGUUGUCCGGUACAUGGCCUUUGAAACCUUUCGAUGAAACUUUGCCGACUAACAAACGAAAGGCGGAAUGGAUUCGGUUCCGUGACCAAUUUGAAAGAAUCGUGUCGUGUAAAGCGCCUGUUGGAUCAAGUACGAGGCUCACAGGAAUGAAAAUAUUUGCCGGAAAUUAUUUGUUGAGCAUUAUCGAGCUACAUGAAAAGCUCGUGGUGGCGGCGGACUCGACCGACGUGUACUUUGAUACAGUUUCGGCACUGAACAGGUAUUUCAAUCAGACGUGUGACUCGGCUAAGGAACGCUUGAAGUUUCGCGAGAUGCGCAUGAGCGUAAACGAAUCUUUUGGAGACUGGGUGCUGCGGCUCGAAGCACAAGCAAAAUUUUGCGAUUUCGCUGGCCAACAACGCGAGGAGGAGUUUGUACAAGCCCUUUUGAGACGUUCCAUCCCCGAAAUCGCCGACAAACUGUAUGAGAUGUCCGACGUCUUCGAGAAUGAUCUUCAGCGAAUCAUCAAGCAUGGCAUUCUGGCAACCCUGCCGUGCUUCGAAGUUGUGUUUUCUGCUGUGUCAACAAUCAAUCAUCAUUUUCGACGAAUUCGCCACCUAUAAUUGCCCAACGCCUCAUCAACUCACCCGCAACCGUACAAUUUCCAAGCCUCACAAGCUAAGCAACGUUCUCAGGAAGGUAGGAUUAGUGAAUAUUAAUUAUUCCGAGCCGGCUAGAGUGUGGUUUGAGAAAACUGCCCACCGCCAUUGCCCAAUUCGUACAAAUCUCCCGCCUCGCCGCUCUCCACCUUACUGAUCUUGCUGCUCUGUGGAUGUAUUGUUCACCGCCCACCGACUGCUGCAAUUAAACAGCUGCUGCCCACCGAUCAAGUUUUUUUUAUCACCCUAUAUACGCUACUGCUCCUGUUAAUCGAGACAAUACAUCGCUCCUGUUCUUGCCCAUCUUCUUACUCGACAAUCCGAAACCCCCGCCGAAGCCUUGACAGGCUCAAUCAUUGGAAAUCUUCCGCUGUGCUGUUUGGAGAUCAUCGCCACCGUCGUCCGCACGAUCAUCAAGGUAAACACACCACAUCGUAUCGUACUGCCCAGCACCUUUGCGACGCUAGCUGUGUGAGUGAACAGUCAUUUUCGUAUCUGUAGCGAACAGUGUUGCCAGUUUCACCGUCUGGUUUUGCAAACUUUGGGUGUGACGCUCGAGUGACGCUCCAAUUUCUGUUACGAUUUUUUGAACUGACGGUUGAUUGCUACGAUGGAAAUUUGCAACAGCUGCGCAAUAACCAUGACCUCGCCUGAAGCGAUUUGCAAAGGCUUCUGCAAGGCAUCGUUCCAUUUCAAAUGCGUUCAUCUAUCGGAGUCGUUCUACAAAGAAAUUUGUGGAAACCCUGCUUCCUUCUGGUUUUGCAGAGGAUGUUGCGAAAUCAUGAAGAGCGCUCGUUUCAAGAAUGCUUUGAUUUCGUCGAAUGCAGCUUCUUUGGAGCUAAGGGACGCCUAUCAACAGGUGGUUGAGGAUUUGAAAGCUGAGAUCAAAACAAGCCUGUUGGCUGAGUUGAAACAAGAGAUCCAAGGAGGUUUCAACAAGUUGUCUCCUGCUGUCCUGUCACCUGUUCCCCGACGUUUUCAGUUCAGGGAUCGAGCCACGCCAAAGCGAUCUCGUGAUGAAGAAACUUCGCUUCCGACGGAGCAACCAUCGAAAAUCUUCUGCGGUACUGGCCAAUCGGUUGGUAACAUAUCAGUUGAACCUGCUGCUAACGCCAACGAUAACUUCUGGGUGUAUUUGACUAGAAUAUCACCCGAAGUCUCAGAAACCGAUGUCCAAAAUUUGGCCAGGGAACGCUUACAGAUCGAUAACGUCGUUGUCAAAUCGCUGGUUCCAAGAGGAAAACCGCUCUCGACUCUAUCUUUUGUAUCCUUCAAGGUCGGAGUGCAUAAGGAUCUGAAAUCGAAGGCAAUGGAUCCGGCAACAUGGCCCCAAGGAAUACAAUUCCGUGAGUUUGUUGACCAUGACGCCAAUGCUCGGAAUUUUUGGAAACCAAUCCAACGCUUAGACCCAGGAGCAACGUCCGAAUCGCAGCCAACGUCCCAAUCUCAGCCAACGUCCCAAUCGCAGCCAACGUCCCAAUCUCAGCAAUCGUUCCAAACUCAGCCAACGUCCCAAUCUCGGCCGCCGGUCACUCUUCAACUAUCGACACAAUGAAUCGACGCCCCGUAUCUCGCAACCGUUCAUCUAGAUCUACCGAUUCGCCCCAGUAUUACUUGACUGUGUACUACCAGAAUGUCAGGGGCAUUCGUACGAAAACCAACGAACUUUUCCUCAACCUAUCAUCCUGCGACUAUGACAUCGUGGUUCUCACGGAGACGUGGUUGCAUUCUACUAUCUCGAAUUCCGAAAUUUCUACGUGUUACAACAUUUUCCGCUGUGAUCGGAGUUCAGCUACCAGUAACCUCGUACGUGGUGGUGGCGUUUUGAUUGCCGUGAAAUCCUCUCUCAGCUGCAGGUCUGUUCAAGUGCAAGACUGUGAGAAUCUUGAACAAGCCAUUGUGUGCAUCAAGUUGAAGUGCUCAUCGUUGUACGUGUGUGGCAUCUAUCUCCCACCAAACUCUCAAACAGCAUUGUAUGCCUCGCAUUCGUCAGCCAUUCAGCAACUGUGUGAAAACUCAUCUGAGCAGGACAUGAUCGUCGUCGUGGGUGAUUUCAACCUUCCUCGCCUUACCUGGGAGAGGGACGAUGACAUCAACGCUUUGCUGCCGUCUAAUGCAUCAUCCGAACAGGAAAUUGUUUUAGUUGAAACAAUGGUUGCUUCAAGUCUCCAUCAGGUUAACACCUUCCGCAACUCGACAGGCCGCAUACUGGACUUGGCAUUCGUCAGUGAACCGGACGACGUAGAGCUGUUGGAACCGCCGACACCCCUCCUCAAAAUUGACGACCAUCAUAAACCGCUCGUGCUUCGGGUCGACACGAACAUCGAUCUCAUGCAGCAUGCGUCGAAUCCCAAUCUACAUGAAACCUAUGAUUUUCGGCAUUGCAAUUUCGCUGAACUCAAUGCGACCAUCUCCUCCGUUGAUUGGACUGGGUUGUUUCACGGUAAGACCACUGAUGAGACGGUAUGCAUAUUUUACGAAAUAUUGCAUGGAAUCCUGAACGAAUAUGUCCCGCGUAGACGAAGUAGGUGCCAUCCAUUUAAGCAUCCUUGGUGGACUUCCGAGUUGCAACAUCUUCGUAAUGUGCUCCGCAAAGCUCGUCGGCGUUAUUUUCGGACAAAAACGAAUGAAAACUUGGAGAAUCUUCGCGCCAUUGAAGCCCAUUACAACGAAUGUCAAAAUGCUUCAUUUCGAAGUUACAUCUUACGAAUGGAAACGACUGCCAAGCAAAAUCCCUCGUCUUUCUGGAAUUUCGUUCGUAACCGAAGACGUUCUAAUCGGAUACCGACUGAUAUGACUUUCGAGAAUCGUACUGCCGACUCCCCUGAAACAUUAGCCGAUAUGUUUGCGGAUUUCUUCGAAAAUGUGCAUUGUUCUAACUCGCCAACGUUUUCGCCCGACAAUCUCAGACAGUGCCCAGUAUUUGAUCUGAAUUGUCCGCUUUUGGAAAUAACAUCAGCCGAUGUCGUAUCAGCCCUAAAAGAACUUGACGUUUCUAAGGGGCCAGGCACCGAUAACCUUCCUCCAGUGUUCCUGAAGGAAUGUUCAGAAUCUCUGCAAAAACCUUUGUGCGCUAUUUUCAACAAAUCGCUUCGCGACUGCACAUUUCCGGAGCUGUGGAAGACUGCAUCAAUUCGUCCAAUUUUCAAAUCCGGCUCUUGUCACGCUAUUGAUAACUACCGUGGUAUUUCCAUUCUAUGUUGCGUUGCGAAAGUGUUUGAAAGCUUAGUUCAUGGCGCUCUGUAUACUGCGGCUCAACCGUUUAUUUCCGAGUAUCAGCACGGCUUUGUUAAAAAACGAUCGACCACCACGAAUUUAAUGACAUUCACAAAUUUCGUCUCAAAUGCGUUCAGGAACAAAGCACAAGUUGAUGCCAUAUAUUUCGACUUCUCCAAAGCCUUCGACAGAGUUCCGCACGAUCUUGCUGUUGCUAAGCUAAGUCACUUGGGCUUUCCCCGUUGGGUAACAGAUUGGUUGCAUUCCUAUCUGACUGAACGCAAAGCAUUUGUUUGUAUCAACGGUACGCAAUCUCGUCACUUUUCCAUCACUUCAGGCGUGCCUCAAGGCAGUGUCCUAGGACCUUUAAUUUUUGUGUUGUUCGUGAAUGACCUCUGCUAUCGGCUGAAAUCUGAGAAAGUUUUGUUUGCUGAUGACCUUAAGUUGUACAGGACUAUUUCGUCGCUCGUUGAUUGCUGCGCGCUUCAGACCGAUGCUAACGAGAUUCAGCUGUGGUGUUUAGAAAACGGGAUGAAACUGAACACCAAAAAAUGCAAGUGCAUCACAUUCACCCGGCGUUCCUCAAGCAUUCAAUUUGAGUACGCAAUUGGCCCGGAUAUUUUGGAACGUGUUGAAUCUAUUCGAGAUCUAGGAGUCACCAUCGACUCUAAACUGCAGUUCAACGAUCACAUUAGCAUCACGACUGCGAAAGGAUUUGCUGCUCUAGGAUUCGUUCGUCGCUGCACCCAUAAAUUCCGAGAUAUUUAUGCGAUGAAAACGCUUUACUGUUCGCUCGUUCGAAGCGUUUUGGAAUACGCUGUUUGCGUGUGGUCUCCCCAUCACACUACGCAGAUCAUCCGAAUGGAGAGAGUCCAACGCUGCUUCAUUCGGUACGCGUUACGUCAACUGCCCUGGUCCAAUCCUGAGGACCUUCCUGACUAUGGUAGUCGCUGCGCCCUGAUAGCAUUAGAGACGCUCUCUUCUAGACGCAAGAAUUUGCAAAGAUUGUUUAUAUUUGAUCUGUUAGUAGGCAACAUUAACUGUUCGUCUUUGUUAGAAAAUGUGUCUUUGUAUGCUCCUUCUCGACUUUUACGUGACCGUGACCUUCUGUUUGUUAGAUUUUAUAGGACAUGCUACGGCAUCAAUAAUCCAUUAGACAAAUGUAUUCGUGCUUUUAAUAGUGUUUGUGCUCUGUUCGAUUUUCAUAUUUCAAAGUUUGUCUUUAAAAAUAGGAUUAGGAACUUAGAUUAAUAUGCAGUCUGGGGAAUUUGUAUUACAAUUCAAGACGGUGAUAAAUAAAUAAAUGGCAAGCACUUGGACUACAUCCGAGCUGAAGCGGCCGACCAGAACAGAGCACCUAAGGAUGCGCCAAGCAGCUCAAAUGCAGAAAGGAGUGUGGAAAAUUUUGAGACUCGGCCAGUGAACGCUGUGCAGUCGCUGAAGCCCAAGUUCGGAUCGUAUCGUUUUGAACCGUAUCCCAGAGGACGACCAGAAGCAGAACGUUUUCAACUCUCGCCGUGGCAGUUCUCAGCAGCGGAGUUUCCGAAGCAACGAAGGAGUUCGAUCCUGCAUGAAAUGUGGACGGCUGCAUGGCCCUAAGCAGUGUAAAGCAUUUCGAGCUAAAUGCUACUCAUGUGGCAAAGUGGGCCACUACGCUGAAUACUGCCACACACCGAGGAAUACCAACGCCAGUGAUCAUACAAACGGAGUAAAAGCAGAAGCGGAGCGGAUUAACCAGUUGAUCACUCAAAAGCCUGGACUACAGAAGUCUUUUACAGACCCCAGACUUGUUGAUUGUUUGAUUGGUACCGAACCGGUUCAAUUUUUGAUCGAUUCUGGUGCUACAGUAAACACAAUAACGGUUGCGAGCUGGAACAGAAUCAAGAAAAACUGUAGAUCUGUGAUUCAUGAUCUAGUAGCAUAUCCGGAAGAAAUUUUGAAAGCUUGCGGUCAGGAGAACUCUCUCGAUGUUGAAUGUUCCUUUUGGGCUUACAUUGGAGUUCCCAAUCAAAGAAAAUUGCAGUUAGCCAAAUUUUUCGUCAUUAAGGGAACUCAACUGGCCUUGCUCGGUUUCGAAACUUCCCAAAAGUUGGACCUUGUUCGAGUUGGACUUCCACUAGAAAUGGGAGAGGGAUGCAAUCGCCAAAAAUAUGCUGCCUUUAACCUGACAGCGGAGACUCGAGAAUUUCCGAAGGUCCGCUCAGAUCCUAUCAAGUUCAGGAUCGAUGAGUCGGUAACUCCAAGGCAGAUUAUAAGAUACAACAUUCCGAAAGCUUUUGAAAGCGCCACUAUCGACAGACUUCGAACAAUGGAAUUGAAGGGAAUAAUCGAGCGAGCAGAUAAAGAGCAUGAUAUCAUCACCCACGUUUCACCACUUGUGUUGGUCCCUAAAGGUACUAAUGAUUUCCGCAUAGUCAUCGACUAUAGAGCAGUCAACAAAGCGAUCAUUCGAGAACCUUAUCCCAUGCCAUCACUGGAGAAAAUCUGGUCAGACAUUCCAAAAGGAACAAUGUUCUUUACGAAGCUGGAUUUAAAGGACGCAUACUUCCACGUUGAGCUUCACGAAAGUGUGCGUCAUUUCACAACUUUCAUGACGGCAAAUGGGCUUAUGCGUUUCAAAAGAUUACCUUUUGGUUUGUCAUGCGCGCCCGAGCAUUUCCAACGCGUGAUGGAGAGAAUACUAAUCAGGUGCAAGAACGUCAUAGUAUAUCUUGACGAUAUUCUUGUUUACGGUAGCACAAUCGAGGAGCUUGAGGCAAAUGUGUUGGCUGUAAAGGCUGCGCUGUAUGAGAAUAACCUAACCAUUAACGAGAAGAAGUCUAUGUAUAAUCAGGAAUCAGUUGAAUUUUUGGGGUUCACAAUCGACGGCAGUGGAAUUUUGCCCGCUAAACAGAAAAUAUCGGAUAUCAAAGCUUUCGGAAGACCCAAAAACGUAUCCGAGGUGAGAAGUUUCCUGGGAAUGAUGACUUUCAUAAGCCCGUUUAUUCGCAAUUUUGCGCAUAAGACCAAACCUCUGCGAGAUCUGUUGUCAGCGGAUUCAAAAUUCGAAUGGGACGAUGAGCGACAGAAUGCCUUCGAUGCACUCAAAGAUGCAGCAGAGAAUGAUUUGACGAAGCGUGGCUACUUUGACGAGAAGGAUAAUACCGUUCUGUAUACCGAUGCGUCACCCUGGGGAAUCGGUGGAGUUCUAGUACAGGAAUCAGGAGGCAUGGUAAACCGCAGAAUCAUAGCCUGUGCAUCAAAGAGUCUGACCGCGGCAGAAUGCCGUUAUCCACAGCUACAUAGGGAGGCACUAGCUAUUAUCUGGUCAAUGGAGAGGUUUGCGUACUAUCUUUUGGGAAGGAAGUUCACGUUAAGGUGUGAUAGCGAAGCUCUCAUGUUCAUGACUAAAGCUAACGGAAAAGAUGUAGGGAAGCGAAUCCUGUCUAGGGCUGAAGGUUGGAUGAUGCGUAUGGAUCAUUACUGUUUCGAGUUUGAACAUGUGUCGGGCAAAGACAACAUUGCUGAUGCAGCCUCCAGAAUUGGCAAUACAAGGAACGAUCCGCAAUUUGGGAUGGAUAAGGAACCCCAUGAGUUAUGCUCGGUUACAGCAGACACAAGUAUCAUCAACAACCACCUGUUGGCGUUGACCACGGCAGAAGUGAAAGAAUCGUUAGCCAAAGAUGAUGAGCUCCAAUCUGUAAUCCGGUGGCUUAAAAAUACUGCACAAUGGCCCGAGCAAAUCGCACGGUACCAAGCUUUCCAAAAUGAUAUGUACGUCCAUGGUUCGUUGUUGAUGAAACUCGAAAAGAUGGUUCUGCCCAGUGUAUUACGCGCUCGUGCAUUGCGACUCGCGCACCGCGGCCAUCCUGGGAUGUCCACGAUGAAGAAUUUCCUGAGGCAAGGGUUAUGGUGGCCUGGUAUGGAUCGGCAGGUGGAAGAUUUUGUAAGAAGCUGCCCGGAGUGCCAGUUAGUGACCUCGGUAAGUCGCCCAUUGCCGAUCACGAUGACGGAAUUACCCAAAAACCCAUGGGAUUAUGUCUCUAUGGAUUUUUCAACGGCCUCAGAUGUAUGUAGUUGGAAAGCUCUCGUGCUGACGGACAACUAUUCGCGAUUCCUGGUUGCGUUGCCCAUGGAUAAGACGGAUACGGAUGCAGUUAAGAAGGCACUUCAGCGUGUUUUUAACACAUACUACUUGCCAAAAACUAUGAAAGCGGACAAUGGCCCUCCGUUCAACAGCACUGAACUCAAAACGUGGCUGCAAAACGAGUGGGGAGUGAAGCUUAUCCACAGCACUCCACUGAACCCGACAGAAAAUGGAUUAGUGGAAAGAAGUAUGAAGGGAAUUAACAAAAUAUCUGCAAUUGCAAGACUGGGGAAGAAAAAUUGGAAGGACGCAUUGGCCGACUACGUGGCAGCGUACAACUCUUGGCCGCACCAUGUUACAAAGAUUCCACCAGCUGAGUUAAUGUUCGGGAGGACUGUGAGAAGCCUGCUGCCGGAUAUACGGACGGAUUCCCAGCAGAUCAUGGAUGAGGAAUUGCGAGAUCGAGACCAAGCGGCUAAAUUCAAACGCAAUGCUAAGGAAGAUGUUAGGCGAAAGGCUUCUGAACUGAACAUUAAGGUAGGAGACAUUGUUUUGGUAAGUCAGCCGAAACGUGAUAAAACGGAUACGCAAUAUAAGAAUGCUUUUCAUGAAGUGAUCAAAAUCACUGGCGCUGGACGAGUAACGAUUAAGGACUUGACUACGCAAAAGGUCUAUGAACGCAACGUAAAAUUUCUGAAGAAAUUUGUUGAGCCCCAGAUGAUUCUGGGAGAGGAAGAGGACCUAGGAUCGCAAGUUUCUCAGGACGUUCAGCAGGAACUAAACGAAAGCACCAUCGAUCCCACACCAGUGGCAACUGGAUCGUCCUCGUCUAAAGACUCAAAUACUGAAGAUCAACCAUUAUCUAAACGCCGAAAUACUCGAGAGAUCAAACGACCACAAAGAUACUUAAAUACUGUUCACGACAAUUAAUAUGCACGUUUUUAACCAUUUGUUUUGGGGGAGGAUGUGGUAUUCCAAGUUAAGUGUGCAUUAUAACUAGUUCUAGGGUACUGCAGGUUUAGUGUGUAAGAGAUGGCUAGAGAAGAAAGAAGUCAAAUAAAUAAGAGCUGGUGUUAAACCUGUGAAUGGACUGUGUAUAUGAUGAGACGGUGUUCCGAAAGAUCUGGGGAGU